Molecule: messenger RNA, 1299 nt
Organism: Cladophialophora yegresii CBS 114405
Lineage: Eukaryota; Fungi; Ascomycota; Eurotiomycetes; Chaetothyriales; Herpotrichiellaceae
Exons: 1
Coding region: 1-1299 (432 amino acids)
Source: RefSeq, a predicted model, not a curated record
AUGAUCCUGGCGAGACGCACUCUCGGCUGCCUGAUUAUCGCGACCCUACUUAGCUUACUGGUCUAUUAUCGAUCGGCCAGUGCUUCUGUUACUGUCAGAACGCUUCGAGAGAAAGUACCUCAGGUCGUUGGAUUGGGCGAGUACUUCGAAUCACAGGAGCAACACCUCCAAGAUGAACACGUCCGACCUUUCAGCCACCCGGGCGAUCUCCACGCCCCCAGCGACUCACCAAACUCGGCAAAACCUGCAGACACAGGUACAGAUAGGCAAUCGAGCAAGCCCCCGGGAUCGAUAUACACGCGAAACCUCGUCAUGGCCAAGAUGACAAAGGAAAAUGUCACCUGGCUAGAUGAGGUCGACCUAGGCCCGGAGCUCACCAGGAAGAUUUACGUGGCGGACGACCCAAAAGCAGCUUUGCACCCAUCCGAAAAUAAAGGCCACGAGGUUAGGACUUAUUUGACCUACAUUAUCGACUAUUACGAUGAUCUACCGGACGUCAGCAUUUUUAUGCACUCUCACCGCACCGCAUGGCACAACAAUGAGCUCUUGAAUUGGGACGCUGGCGAGAUGAUUUCACGGCUGAGCAGCGAGAGAGUGCUGCGCCAGGGCUAUAUGAACAUGAGAUGCCACUGGAACCCCGGCUGCCCAGAGUGGAUACAUCCUGGUCAAGUGGAGGAAGACAAGGAGAAGCCUGAACAGUCAUUGAUGGCCUCGGCUUGGGCUGAGUUGUUUCCAGACAAACCCAUACCCACCGUACUGGCUCAGCCUUGCUGCUCACAAUUCGCACUCAGUCGAUCCAGGAUCCGUGCGGUACCACUGGCUAAAUACAAACACUAUCGGGAAUGGCUCCUUCGAUCCGACAUCAGGGACACCAUGACCGGAAGAAUUUUCGAAUACUUGUGGCAAGUCGUGUUCACAGAUGAAAGUGUCUCCUGCCCGAACCAGCGGACAUGUUACUGCGAUGGGUACGGCGUCUGCUUCGAGAACGAAAAGACAUUUGACAAGUGGUUCGAGCUGAGGUAUCAGAAGCAAAUGGCCGAGAUAGAGCUUAGAGAAUGGGAAGAACAGGCAGAGAAGGUCGAGGAGUUCAAGGGCGACGAUGGAAGGUGGUUACAAGGGGUGGAGGCUGGAGAGCUCGAGGUGCCGGAGGUUGGGAAGAAUCAACAGCUGAAGACGGUAAUUGAGAGGCUACAGGCAGACCUGGAGCGGCGGAGGCUGGACGCUCUAGAGAGAGGGACAGAUCCAAAAGCUAGAGCCGAGAGUGACGGACGGCCUUGGAAGGAGGGUGAUGGGUUCUAG